Molecule: messenger RNA, 1117 nt
Organism: Phanerochaete carnosa HHB-10118-sp
Lineage: Eukaryota; Fungi; Basidiomycota; Agaricomycetes; Polyporales; Phanerochaetaceae
Exons: 2
Source: RefSeq, a predicted model, not a curated record
GGCCAGUUUGGCUGUUGUCGUGGGUAAAGCUACUCGUUCCACUAUACUCUAUCCCUAGGUUCAUAUAUGCGGUGCUUUCCUAUUCCAUGACACUAACCGUAAGUCCAAAUAGUCCCAUCCCAUACUCAUUGACAGAAAGCUGUAUUCUCGCUCAGCUUAACUUCUGGUCGUUCGCCAUCAUGUUCGACCUCUCUUUAGUGGCGCUGAACCACUGGAUAUGAUCCCGAUACCUGAACAUAUAUACGAAGCUGAAGAAAUCACCACUCGCCAAGACCGAUGCACAGGAGUUGCGUCCUGGUGUCAACAUUUCAGAGUCGGCACCCGCAUUCCACAAUUACCUUGACGAGUUCCUGCAAGCCGUUCGAGUGUUCAGGUUUUUGGAGAAGCCAGUAUGGUUUCCACUGUUGUCACAUCUAGUCCUCCAGACUGACGUUCGGAGAAGGUGUUCCACGAGCUGGCCAGGCACCUCCAGACGCGUCGACUCAUCGCUGGUGACAGCAUCUCGCUAGACCAAGACAAGAGUUUCUAUUGUGUAGUCGAUGGCACUGUGCAAUUUUUUCGCGCGCACGACGGGAAAUACGUCGAUGAACAGUGUAGCGGAUCUUGGGACGAUGAAGACAUGAAUGGCUACCAGCUCUCGAACGAAAUUGGCACCGACCGACGGCACACUCUUGAGUAUAUUUGCAAUCCUGAGCCUCUUUACCGAGAACGUCAAGAUCCGUUGGCAAGGUGGCGAGGCCCUCGAGGAGCCGCAUGCGGACACUGACGCAGAUUCGGUCGUGAGCGGCGAGAGGAGUUCUAUGCGCCCUCCUGUACGCAUAAGACCACACCGUUCUGACUCGGACGUCUCGACGAUGCACCUGGACUACGUGGCGAAACAGCACCACGCUUCACCCGAUGCCAUGUCGCCGUGGGCUCGUGGGCUCGGGGCUUCAGUCUCAUCUUCUGGGUCGACUGUCCACCCUGUGGUUUCUAGAGUGUCCUCUCCGCAUUUUCCGUCGCGAUGUCAGCCCGUGUCUCAAGGGCUGUCGGUCUCUGGCCUGUCUUCUACAUCGAAUCGGACUACAUCUGCAGCACAAGUUAGGUGGAGGCCUAUCCCUAGAAAUCCUAAAUCACA